AAGAACUUAUCCAGCUACCGAAACAGGGUAGAAAAUUGACGAUUUAAGUUUUCUUUUCCAAAAAAAAGGAAACAAUCCCACAAGCCAAGCCUUGCAAUUACUUCUAUUGACGCCUUUUAACGUCUCCUCUCAUUACACAGGCACUCCAUAUUCGUCCACCAGUCAUUGUUAUCUCAGCCACAAUUCACAUUUAUCGUCCAGCUCUAAUUCUCUCUCUUUUGGGUAACGUUGCUUGCGCUUCACAUUCUUUCAUGUGACCCAGAAAGUGAAGUACAGAAAGACUAAGAUUUUUUUUGAUUGAAUUGAUUACACCAAACUCCAUGCCGCCUCCUGUUGAUUUCAAAGACAUUCAAGAUAAGCUCUCCUUUCACUUUAGGCCUUGGCAACGGUCCUUUCAGUUCUGGGUUCGCGCAGUUGAUGUUUAUACUGGCUACAAGGUGUUUCAACUCCGAGUUAGUUUAGUGAAGGAUGUGCAAAAGCAGGAAGCAAUGUGGGAAAGGCAGCAUGAGCUGGCAGCUGACAAGAUUUAUGCCAUGUGUUCUGAUCUUGGUGGGUUCUUCCUCAAGAUUGCUCAGAUCAUAGGGAAGCCUGACUUGGCUCCAGCUGCAUGGGUGAGAAGGCUCGUUACCUUGUGUGACAGAGCUCCUGCAACACCAUUUGAUACCGUUCAACUAAUGCUGGAGAAAGAAUUAGGUCGAAGUGUUGGGGAAAUGUUUGAAAGUUUUGAUGUAGAACCUCUUGGUUCUGCUUCAAUUGCACAGGUCCAUCGAGCAAGAUUGAAAGGUGGAAAGAGCGAUAUUGUUGUCAAGGUGCAACAUCCUGGGGUUCAGGAGCUGAUGAUGACAGACAUUCGGAAUUUACAAGCAUUUGCUUUGUACAUGCAAAAGACAGAUAUCAAAUUUGAUCUAUACUCUGUGACCAAAGAAAUGGAGAAACAGAUUGGAUAUGAAUUUGACUUCAUAAGGGAGGCUAAUGCUAUGGAAAGAAUACGGCGUUUUCUGUAUGAGAAUAACAAAAGAACUCCUGUUGUGGUGCCACGAGUGUUGAAGGAUAUGGUCACCAGGAGGGUCUUGAUGAUGGAAUACAUUGAUGGAAUCCCAAUCCUUAACCUUGGUAAUGAAAUAGCCAAAAGAGGAAUAGAUCCUCGUGGUAAGGUUGCAGCAGCAGCAAAGCAGAACAUACUUAAAAGUCUGACACUAGCAUAUGGGCAAAUGAUACUGAAGAGUGGUUUCUUCCAUGCAGAUCCUCAUCCAGGAAAUAUCUUAAUCUGCAAAGGUUCAGAGGUUGCAUUGCUAGAUUAUGGGCAAGUGAAGGAUCUCCCAGAUUCAUUGAGGCUUGGAUAUGCUAAUUUGGUACUUGCUAUGGCUGAUAAUGACCCUAUAAAAGCAUCAGAGAGUUACAGAGAGCUUGGCAUAGGUACAUUGAGCAGCUGUGAGAAUGAACUGCAGGAAUUGCUUAAGUUGGCACAAACGAUGUUCGAUACUAAACUACCCCCUGGUGUAGUGAUGUUGCAGCCUUUCUCAGAGGACUCUUCAAUCAAAAAAAUUGCUGUUGAGGCUUUCCCAGAGGAGCUAUUUUCUGUUCUUCGGACGGUGCAUCUCUUACGAGGUCUUAGUGUUGGUCUGGGAAUCAAUUACUCAUGUGCAGAACAAUGGAGACCCAUUGCAGAAGAGGCAUUGUAUCUAGCUGGCAGAUUAAAAGGUGGUUUCUAAGACUAAAUUGUGAUGCAGAUUUCAAGACUAGAGUUCGUAAACGCCGAUUGUUUAGAAGAUUACUUUGGAGGGAGUAAUUGACUAUUAAUUAAGUAAGUGUGAAGCAUUACUUUGGAAGGAGUAAUUAUAGGCAAGUGUAUCAAUCGAACAUAUUAUCAGUAAAUAGUUGCCUGCUAUUGUUUACUUCAGUUCCUAUGGUUAUCACCACAAGUUUCUGCGUUGUGCUUCUCUACCAUUGUCUUGGAGGCACAUAAUCUCUCCAAUGCUUUACUGCUGAAUGCUUUCUUGAUUGACAAAGAAGCAGGAACAAAAGGAGGGUCACACCCAGAUUAUUGCAAAGUCAACAACAGUUUCUUAUUCUUUCAAAGCUUUUCUCAAAGUUCACUUUGUUCCUCUUGCAGAGUUCGAUUACAGUUUAAUGUUAUCAAAUUCAUUUUUUUUAGCAUAAAUUACUUGCUAUAAAUUUGGAUCAUGCCACUGUAAGAAAACAUGACAUAAUCAAGAUGCAAGCUUUUAACAA
Molecule: messenger RNA, 2232 nt
Organism: Jatropha curcas
Lineage: Eukaryota; Viridiplantae; Streptophyta; Magnoliopsida; Malpighiales; Euphorbiaceae
Source: RefSeq, a predicted model, not a curated record